Molecule: messenger RNA, 2720 nt
Organism: Salvelinus sp. IW2-2015
Lineage: Eukaryota; Metazoa; Chordata; Actinopteri; Salmoniformes; Salmonidae
Product: torsin-1A
Cellular component (GO): endoplasmic reticulum lumen; nuclear envelope
Molecular function (GO): ATP hydrolysis activity; ATP binding
Source: RefSeq, a predicted model, not a curated record
UAGUGAGGGAACGCCAACAGGAUGCUUCACAUUUAUACAUCCGUUGAAAUAUAUAUAUUUUUAUUCAUACAUUUAUUAUUGAAUAUGCACAGAACGUUAUAAACACGUGGUUGGUUUCACAAACGGAAUUAAAAGAUCUCAAAUGUUUCCAUAUGCACAAAGCUUUUCUCAUUUGGUGCACAUUUGUUUACAUCACUCUUAGUGAGCAUUUCUCCUUGGCCAGAGAAUCCAUCCAGCUGAUGGGUGUGGCAUGUCAAAAAGCUGAUUUUAACGGCAUGAUCAUUACACAGGUGCACCUUGUUCUUGGGACAAAAGGCCACUGAAAAAUUUGUAGUUUUGUCAUAGCACAAUACCACGUGUCUCAAGUUGAGGGAGAGUGCAAUUGGCAUGCUGACUGCAGGAAUGCCCACUGAGCUGUUGCCAGAUAAAUGUAAUGUUAAUUUCUCUAACAUAAACUGCUUCCAAAGUCGUUCUAGAGAAUUUGUCAGUACACCCAAUUGGUCUCACCACCGCAGAUGACAUGUGGGCCAGCGGUUUGCAGAUAACUUAAAGUGCCCCGCGGUGGGGGUAUGGGCAGGCAUAAACUAUGAACGCAAUUGCAUUUGAUCGAUGGCAAUUUGAUUGGACAGAUACCGUGACGAGUUCGAUGCCUUAUCUAUCUAUAUAUAUAUAUAUAUAUAUGAAUCUGACCAACAGGUGCAUAUGUGUUUUCCCAGUCAUGUGAAAUCAAUAGAUCAGAACAUAAUGCAUUUAUUUCAAUUUACUUUCCUAAUAUUAACUCAGUAAAAUCUUUGAAAUUGUUUAUAUUUUUGGUUCAGUAUAACUUAAAUGCUCCAUGAGCUUCAACUGUCCUACCCCAUCAGAAACUCAAUAUUCUUGGGUUAGUCGUUUGUACAUGUAAAUAAUUGUCUCAAAGGUUAACUAUAAUUUUUUAUCAUGGAUGGUCUAUCCUUGCAUGGCUCAGUCUAUGAAUUUGAGUGUUUAUAUUUUUACAGCCCCAUCCCUCAACUUAACGAAACUGUUGCGGGGAAUGCCUUGUCAACUGCCCAUUGGUAAUAUUUAUCUAUUCUAUUGCCUCAAURAUCUGACCCUAAUUGAGUUAUCAAAUGUAUGGGAGGGCUGUGAACAUGCAUAGUAUAUAUUAACACUUGAUGGUACUUAUACAACAAAUAUAAACAUGCAUUGCUGUACUGUCUUUGAAUUGUACAAUUGUUUUGGACUGACUGGAGCGUGCAUGGCUUUUAUCAGGGUGAAUCCUCGUGACUCACAAUUUGUAAGGAUAUGACGUCGCAAUCUGGAGAGCGUUUCCUGUGUUUUACCAUGAAUACAUUUUUCAGGACUGUCUGCUUGCAUCGWAGGCCGGUGGAGAGGUUUGAAUAGGUAGAAUCGAAGAUCGCUGCUUUCUGAUUACCGCAAAUAUACGACAUCACUGAUGUUCGUCUACCAACUGUUGCCCUUCCUUUGGGCUGUGUCUGCAAAUGCAGAUUUCUUUCAAUUUGACACUAUUUCAAAUGCAUCUACGUAUUAUUUCAAUUAUAUUUAUUGUAAUCUAUGGGAAGGGGAGUGUCAACCUAAUCAAGAUGAUACGACUCAGCAAGUACCUACGAGGGACCUGUGGGCAGGAUUUCCUCAGGACUACAUCCGUUUGCUGUCACAAUGGUAUUGCAGCCUGGGACAGUGCUGUGAAUCAGGGGAUUGUCGGAUAACAAAUAAUAUUACAGGUUUGGCCAGUGAUCUACAGCUAAAGCUUCAUGGGCAGCACCUUGCCCAAUCAGUGGUUUUGAAGGCUGUGCAGGGCUUCAUCAGUAACCCUGAAUCCAAUAAGCCAUUGACCCUCUCCUUUCAUGGCUGGUCUGGCACCGGCAAGAACUUUGUGGCCCGGAUUGUAGCUGACAACAUGUACCGGGAUGGAGUGAAGAGCGAGUGUGUGCGUCUUUUCAUCGCCCCAUUCCACUUCCCCCAUGCCAGACUGGUGGACAUGUACAAGGGCCAGCUCAGAGAAGCUAUCCGGGACAUGGUGCUUCGUUGCCCACAGACACUUUUCAUCUUUGAUGAGGCUGAGAAACUGCAUCCGGGCCUUAUAGAUGCCAUCAAGCCCUAUAUGGACCAUUAYGACAAUGUGGAUGGGGUCAGCUACAGGAGAGCUGUCUUCUUAUUCCUCAGUAAUAUUGGUGGGACAACCAUCAACGAUGUGGCUUUGGACUUUUGGCACUCAGGGCARAACAGAGAGGACAUUGGGAUGGAGGACUUGGAACACCGGCUUCGUGCUGAAGCUAUGGAAUCUCAAGGAGGCUUUGCACAGAGUGAGCUGAUGUCAGGCCAUCUUAUUGACUUCUUUGUGCCCUUCCUACCUCUGGAGUACCGUCAUGUCAAGCUCUGUGCCCGUGAUGCCUAUGCAGCGCGGGGUCUGGAACCAGACGAGGGAACGCUGGACGAAGUGGCAAAGGCCAUGCUAUAUGUACCCAAGGAGGAGAGGCUGUUCUCUGCCCAAGGCUGCAAAUCCAUACCACAGAGGAUCAAUUUCUUCCUCCCCUAAACAGACUAAUGCAACCCAGAAAACACACAGUAUUUUAGCAAAAAGGAAAAAGUAUGGUGACAUAUUGAACAUUGUUGCAGUGUGGUGUUCCCACGCCUCACCCUACACUGCCAAGAAAGCAAGCAUAGGGCAUCUGUCUCUUGUAAGAUUAUAUCUGAUAACCAAAUAAGAGAUUUUACUAGUG